AAAACAAAAUUCGGAUCAAUCAUCAUCGAAUAAUGGACAAUCAUCUCGUCGUGGUGGCGGUGGUGGUGGUUCAACCUAUGGAUCAACAUUUGCAACGAAAAUUUGCCCGUGGUAUCCAAUAUAAUAUGAAAAUCAUCAUACGUGGUGAUAGAAAUGUGGGUAAAACAUGUCUUUUCUAUCGUUUACAAGGUGAUAAAUUUCAUGAAGAAUAUCUAGCCAGUGAAGAAAUCAAAGUAGCCAGUAUCCAAUGGAAUUAUAAUGCUACCGAUGAUAUUGUCAAAGUAGAAAUCUGGGAUGUAGUUGAUAAAGGAAAAAAACGAGAAAUUUUAUCCACACAAAAUCAAUCCGUAUCAUCAUCUAAAGAUGUACUAAAAAUGCACAAUAAUCAAAAUGACCAUCAUCAACACGAGUCAAAUGAUCCAUCAUCAUCAUCAUCACCAGCUUUGGAUGCUGAAUUUGUCGAUGUUUACAAAGGAACAAAUGGUGUAAUCUAUCUAUUUGAUAUGACAAAAGCAUGGACUUUUGAUUAUGUUCAACGUGAGAUUCAUCGAUGCCCAUUACACAUUCCAAUAUUAAUAUUAGCCAAUCAUCGUGAUAUGGGACAUCAUCGUGUGAUAACUGGUGAUCAAGUUCAAGGUUUUAUUGAAUCAAUUCUACAAGAAGAUUUAGAAUCUAAUCGAAAAAGAACUGGACAGAUUAGAUAUGCUGAAUGUUCAAUGAGAAAUGGUUUUGGUCUGCGUUAUCUAUACAAAUUUUUCAAUUUGCCCUAUCUACAUCUUCAACGUGAAACAAUGCUCAAACAAUUGGAACGUAAUGGAUCCGAAAUUAAUGCCACCUGUCAGGAAUUGGAUGCUAUGAUCAAUAGUGAUGAUUAUAAUUAUGAUAGUUUUCUCGAAAUGCUCACCAACAAACGUAGAUUGAUGGCUGAUCAAUUAUCAGCGACUAAAAAUGUCGAUCAAAUGGGUAUGUUACCACCGCGUAGUGUUUCAAUGCCUGCCAAUAUGGCUACAAUGGCUAAUGGUGAUUCUCAACAAAAUCAUCUUAUCUCAUCAAGAAAUCAAAAUAAUGAGCCUGCACCUAUUGUAAAGCCAAUGCCAAGCAUUAUAAUCGGAGCAAAUAAUCCUUUACCGCCAAAAUUUCAGCAACAAUUUCAGAAAAAUAAACCCGAUAAAAAUCAUACCACAACAACAACGCCAUAUAAUGUUUCGGUGAAAAAUAUUGAAGAUUUUAUUCCAGAUGAUGGUGAACAGAAUAUGUUCCGGAAAUUUUUAGACGAACCAAAUCUACCUCAAACAGAUUUACCGCCAGUAAUUGAUGAAGAAGAUUCCGAUGAUGAUGAUACAAUGGGAAAUAAUCAAAUUGUUGCCAAAUAUCAAGAAGAAUUAGAUCCAGAAGAUAUGAUCGUUAUUGAAUCUAAUGAUAACAAGUUGAGCAUUUCAAAUGAAAAUGAAUCAUCCGAACAAGUGGUAAAAAAUGGUGGAAAUGAAAUCAAUUCAGAUCCAGAUGAUGACCAUCAAAAUGUUGAAAAACUUUCCGAAACCACCAGUAAUGUUGAAAGUGAAGAAAAUCAGCCAAAUUCUGAAAUUCCUGUUCUAAAUCUUGAUGAAAUCGAAGCAUUGGAAAACAUGUACAUUUCUAAACAUUCAUCACAGCUAAAUGAAUUUGAUGUUGGCGAUUCCAAUGAAAAUGAACCACCAUCUAUCAUUAAAAAAAAGAUGGACAUUAAAAAAUCCAACAAUAAAUCUACCACAAAUGGUGUAACAAAAAAGAAGAAAAAAUCUAAAACAUCGGAUAAACAAAACGGUGAUUGUCAACAACAACAAAUUGCUAAGAAAAAGAAAUCAACAAAAUUGAAAACAAAAAAUGAUAAUUCAUCGAAGAAUCCGGCAUCAUCAAUAAUCAUUCAAGAUAAUGAUGAUGAUGAUGAUGAUCGAAGACAAUUGGAAGAAUUUCUUGGCACCACAGAAAUGGACAAUGAUCCAUCACGUGAUCAUACUUCGUAUCAAAUGUUUUGAUUUAUUCAUAAUGAAAUUAUUAAAAAAUAGAAUCAUUGAUUUUUUUUUCAUUGUUGAUUAUUGAC
Molecule: messenger RNA, 2080 nt
Organism: Dermatophagoides farinae (American house dust mite)
Lineage: Eukaryota; Metazoa; Arthropoda; Arachnida; Sarcoptiformes; Pyroglyphidae
Source: RefSeq, a predicted model, not a curated record